AUGGAUGCCGAUGUCAUUACCUACGGUGCUGGAAUUGGUACCGGUGUGUAUGACAUCCACUCUCCUAGAAUACCAUCAACUGAAGAGAUUGCCGACCGAAUUAACAAGAUGCUUGCCGUGCUCGAGACCAACAUCUUGUGGGUUAACCCCGACUGCGGUCUCAAGACUCGCAAGUAUGCUGAGGUGAAACCGGCCCUAAGCAACAUGGUUGCUGCUGCCAAGCUGCUCCUCACCCAACUUGCUAGUGCCAAGUGA
This is a messenger RNA of Hibiscus syriacus, 255 nucleotides long. RefSeq names its product 5-methyltetrahydropteroyltriglutamate--homocysteine methyltransferase-like. The transcript has 2 exons. Lineage: Eukaryota; Viridiplantae; Streptophyta; Magnoliopsida; Malvales; Malvaceae. Gene Ontology annotation, molecular function: zinc ion binding; 5-methyltetrahydropteroyltriglutamate-homocysteine S-methyltransferase activity. Bases 1 to 255 code for a protein of 84 amino acids. The record is from RefSeq and is a predicted model, not a curated record.